Molecule: messenger RNA, 800 nt
Organism: Cuscuta campestris
Lineage: Eukaryota; Viridiplantae; Streptophyta; Magnoliopsida; Solanales; Convolvulaceae
Source: the annotation of a GenBank genome assembly
AAUAAGGGUGCAUAUUUACUAAAUCACCACCUUAAUAAUGACUAAUGAGUGUAUGACUUAUCUGUCUGAUGCAGGGACUGGCUUGAACGGCCUACAUUAGCUCACUACAUAAACAAAAACAAUGACGCAAAGGCUUUUGUUUGGAGGCGGAGCUGCUAGUCUCAUCCGAACCAUAUUCUCUAAUACGCCGCCGUUUCCACCUAUCCGGACCUUGGCGGUCAUGGCUUCCGGCAGCUCCGAUGAAUUCGUCAGAGGAAAUGUCCACCCGAAUGGCGUCGCCGUCAUCACCCUCGAUCGUCCCAAAGCUCUCAACGCCAUGAAUUUAGACAUGGAUAUAAGGUACAAGAGCUUUUUGGAUGAAUGGGAAUCGGACCCAAAGGUGAAAUGUGUCUUAAUUGAGGGCAGCACCCCGCGUGCCUUUUGUGCAGGAAUGGAUAUUAAGGGCGUUGUUGCCGAAAUCCAAAAGGACAAAACCACUUCUCUUGUGCAAAAGGUUUUCGUGGAAUCUUGAGAUUUGUCCUACAAAUGUCCAUUAACCAUUCUAUGGUUGUUUUUGGCUGAACUCUCAUUGUGUUGUGGUCAUGCGAGUUAGUGGCAUGCAUAGACUGUAGCCUAGCAGCAUGAAUUGAUGUCAUAUAUUCAUAUCAUUUUAUUUUGAGGACAUUUUUGUUACACUUCAAUGAACAUUAGCUCAUGGAUCAUAGAAGUGGUGUGUGUCGUUUUACCUGCAGGUGGUGAUAUCAAGCAGAUUACAACCAAAAAGCAACUAUCUGAUAUGAUUGAGGUCUUGAAAUGUAUUU